GUGACCUUAAGUUUGUAUGUCCUCAAUUUUUCCCCUUGAGAUAAAGAAAUACAUGUACAAAGCAAUAAGAUAGUUCAUGUCUACAACUGAAAGAUAAGACGGUGUUGAAUUGUUUAGACCAUAGCUGUCCGGACUUGUAUUAGGGCGUCAGCCAUGCGAGUGACGUUUUGGUUAUUGGCUUUGUGCCAAAUUCUCUUCUUUACAAAUGGCGCAAAUACGGCUUCCACAACUGACACUUUUUCCAAACAAGUGCACGACUUCCAGACAGAACUUCAACAGUUUACGUCUUCUGUAAAAACGAGUAUAAGUCGUCUUGCUAGACAAAUGAUGCUUCAGCAAAUGCAAGUGGAAGAGAAAAUCCGUGCAGACGGAAGCUCGGGUAUCAAACAAAUCCGAAACAACGGUGGCGGAUCGAGGCCCUAUCACUUUAAUACAUUCAUGUCGCCUGGAUCAUUUUGUUCCAUGCACGAGCAUUCCAAUUACGACAGAACUGUAGGCUUAGGUGAGUUUAUAGCCGUGUUAAAUGGUGUGGAAUUCCGUACAAGACAUAACGAUUAUAAACUCAGAAUGCCAUCUACUAAGACCAAGAAUUAUCACGUAAUGGAAAAUAUUCCAUUUCCGGAGGUCCCACCUUCAGUCCGCAGCAAGCAAAAUAUCCAUGAACAGAUUGUUGAGAUGCAACAAUACUUUAAGGCUUUCAAAGAGCAGGACAGCACGAUUAGAAAUUACGAACCGUAUUUCAAACCGACCCUUUGUUAUGUGGAGGGCGCUUGGACGACUGAUACUCGUCAUCUUGACGAACCAUUUGAGAGCGACAGACAUUUCAUAGAUGCAUCGAGUUGGUUUGACUUGCAACAAAAGAUCCAGUAUAUGUCUUCAACAGGCGGAAAGAACAACAAUGAAAAUCUGUCAUACCUUCCAACCGCUAUCAUCAAUGUUACUGCCGAUGGCUCGCCUGUUUAUGCACAGUGGAAUUAUAGAAUCGUGUGCCAUCCGAUAAAGAAAAAACUGAAACUUGAAGAUUUUAAGCCUAUCGAUGACUUGAAUACACAUAUAGAUAAUAUUCGCAGAAACUUCACUCAGUUGACAACAUAUAGUAAAAGCUUAAGAUAUAACUUAGCGCCAGAACACGGGUCCAACUACAGUAACCUAACAGGUUCGGGAACAUUUGAAGAUGGUCACUUUUACUACAAUAUCAUGGAUCAACUGAUGUACGAAAUUCCAGGUGUUGAUAAUUACCCAGGACAUUUAAGUGACGAUACCUUUGGCGAGCUUAAACACAGAGUGGAUACCAACACUCCAACAGUAUUAAAUACCGCUCGUUAUCAUCGUCACUAUAAGAUACUUCCAAAGGGCGACAAGGGACUUUCAAUGCAAAACAGAGGUUAUUCAGACUCUACGCUCUGGGUUGCGCAAACUACAAACCCAAAGAUUGCCGAAAUGGAAGCCAAGGAUUGCCACGUUGACGUGCAUACGCAAAAGCCUGUAUGUAGAACAUACAAGACCCGGUCGACAUAUGCAAUUCCUCUUGAGAUUGUCUGGCUCACCCCGCUCAGUGCAUGGAAUCCGUAUAACUUAGCAAUUCACAAAGACUACAAUGCUGUUACUGCCAAUGGUAGAAAUGGGGGAAACGAUACAGCACAUGCUUUUAAUGGAUCGUCUUUACGUAACUACUAUCUAACACCGGCUGAAUUCUUUCACGGCGUAGAAGAAGACCGAGAUCCCGCCGAUACCGCCAAAGAUUCUGUAGGUGUGUUAGAUCAGCACGGAAAGGUGCAGAGAGUUUCUGCCUCCGGCAUACGUAUUUUUACACCGAAAAUAAGCGGUGUUGGCAAAAUAAGACUUAGGUACCCGGUUGCUCCGGCUCACCAAGAGGGAGACGUAACUUGGAAAAAUCUCAUUGCAUUGCAAGACGUUCUGAUGGAUACCAUGAAAUUUGCUCAGAUGUUUGAGCAGAAGCCCGCUACGAUGGAUCCACUUGCGCAUGCGCCCGAUACCAUCUACCUAAUGACGACGACGCACAAUAAUCCACCCGGAAUGCAUAACCAUGAGGUGUAUAUCACACGUGAAGAAAUGAUCGCUCUUGAACGAAUUGGGACCAUGGUUGAAGUCUAUACCUCGGAAAGUAAUGGACAUCAUCAUCAGCUUACAUUGACUAUGGAUCCACAACAUAGUGAUCUCAGCACUUUAAAAGUAGUUGACUGUGACGGAAAAUCAACAUGCUGGGACGGCCAUAGCAUGACCGUUACAAAGAAGAAAGUGUGAUCAUAAUUCCUCUCGUGUUGUACUUAACAACAAGAAACAUAUUAAAAUAUUUAUAACUA
Molecule: messenger RNA, 2324 nt
Organism: Ruditapes philippinarum (Manila clam)
Lineage: Eukaryota; Metazoa; Mollusca; Bivalvia; Venerida; Veneridae
Exons: 3
Coding region: 154-2265 (703 amino acids)
Source: RefSeq, a predicted model, not a curated record